Mycena citricolor is the source of this 996-nucleotide messenger RNA. The record is from the annotation of a GenBank genome assembly. Lineage: Eukaryota; Fungi; Basidiomycota; Agaricomycetes; Agaricales; Mycenaceae.
UAUGCACUCUCUUCUGACUAUGACGACAGAUACUCUGCUGACGCAUACACCUUGCAUGGGCUAAAAAAGACAGCCACAAACGCACACCAAGGACAGACGCAAUUCGACCCCCCAAAUUGCAGCAUUUCCAUCCCAUACUCAACCCACCGACCAAUGUCUUCUUACUCCUCGUUCGCAGUCAUCGGUGCCGGCACUCUUGGUGGCCCCAUUCUUGCCGCCCUCGCCGCCCAGCCUUCCGCCAAAGUCAUCCUCCUCUCCCGCACCGCCUCCAAGAAAGUCCCAGAGUACGUCCAGGUUGUCUCAGUCCCGUCGUAUGAUGAUGUCUCGGCCGUCACCGCUGCACUCAAGUCCCACAACGUCGACGUGAUUGUGUCUACACUGUCCAUCGAGGCCAUUUCUGUGCAGGUGCCCCUCAUUGACGCGGCGAAGCAAGCUGGUAUUAAGUUGUUCGUGCCCUCCGAGUUCGCCGCACCCUCAGAUGGACACACGGGGCCUGAAUUCGGCGAGAAAAACAAGAUCAUCGCAAAACUUCAGAGCGUCGGCCUGCCAUUUCUCCGGAUCUAUAACGGGGUGUUCACCGAGUUCUUAACUUGGGUUGUGAAUUUCGACCCUGCGGCGAAGAAGCUGUAUGUGAUUGGUAAAUCGUCGGGCAUUGUCUCCACCACAUCCAUCAGAGAUGUUGCAGGCUAUGUUGCCCAUAUCCUCACCCACCAAACUACCUCUGCCCUCGAGAACCAGAUCCUGCGUAUUGAAGGCGACCGCAUCUCGGGCUUUCGAUCCCUCGGCCCCCUUCUCAAUGCAGAAGUUGAGACAGUUGAGACGAUGGGAGGGGAGAUGCCCAGCUUCAAAGCGUUCUUGAUGGGCAUCGCCGACAACGGUCUGGCUACCACUGGCCACGGAGUCCAAGGUUUGUCCGAUGAGGAGGCCUCCAAGAGCGGGAACGCGUUGUGGGCAGGACACCAGUGGAAGACUGUCAAGGAUAUUCUUUGUUCAUAG